GCAAAAGUAAAAUGUCUCGGAUAUUGCGAAAAAAAAAACGCGCGUGUUAGUCAGUUAAAUAGUUAGUUAGUUACUUAUUUUGUUUAAAGUUCAUAAAUUUAAAUUGAAAAGUGUAAGGCAAUAAUAACUGAAACGGACUAAUGGAGUAAUGCAAGAUCUUCCACAAAGUGACCAACGGACUGUCGGAUUACUAACGAUUCAAAACAAUUAUGAAUAACAACAGAACUGGAAAUACCCGCGGGCGCGGGAGACCAAAGAAACGACAGUUUCAGCACAAAAAGGAAGGAAGACCAGAUGAUGUGAUUAAAAAGGAUAAGUAUAUGGUUGCUCAGUCUACCACACAGGAAAGUAUAGAAAUAUCCAAUGCUAAUACAAAUGUAAAUAAAACAACAACACAAAUUUUAACUUUAGAAAAUUUGCUUACUCUUGGUCCAAUUAAUGUUUUGUCCGUUACAACUGAGUUUGGUUUACAGGAUUCUGUUUUUGGACCCUGGGAGUAUAAAAAUGCAAGAAACUGCAUCAUAAAGUAUACCAUUCAAGGCUCAGAUAUCAGUAAUUCAAUUCGACUUGAUAGCAUGUUAACAAGAGGAAUACCAAGUACUGAAAAAUCAUCCCUCGCUUUCCGUUGGUAUUCAUGGAUUCGUUUGAAGGCCAUUGCAAAUCAAAAAAAUUUACCAAUAAACUCAAUGCUGACGAAUGAGGGUCAAUUUCUUUCACUUCUACACGAAGUAAAUCUUUAUUACACUAAAUAUUCAAAAGCUUGUAGAGAUGAAGGCUUAGAGCCAAAUCGUGGACCACAAUCCCAUGAAGAUGCUUGCAAUUUAGAGCGCCUUCAUUAUUAUGGAAAGGGCACAAUAAAAUUCUACAGAAAAACAACUUUCUUGCAGCUAGUUGCAAAAAGAUAUGGAGAAAAUGUAAAGGCUGAAUAUUUGGUAGACCCAACUACACGACUCAUAAGUUGCACAGACUAUGAGGAAAUAUUAAAGGACGUUCAUUCAGAAAUUAUCCACAAUUAUUCAAGACACGAGAAGUUGUUAGAGAACUUUGCUGGGCCUCAAUGUAAUGAGGAUCGUCUAAAUAAUGAAAGGAUCAACUUUGAUGUCAAAUUUACAUCUGCCUCUUCUAAGGCAAAACAGGAACUUAAGACAGACUCGGACUUGCCUUUACAAAAUGUAUUAGAACCAACAGAAGCAGACACAAGCGAAUUUUACCUUAGAAAAUGCAAUCUUUGCAGCAAAGUCCGAUGGUUAGGAAAGAGAGCAGCUGAAAAGUUUGUCUUGGGCUCAUAUGUAUAUGGUAACCUUCAUAAACAAGUACAAUUCUCCUGCAAUCUGCUUCAUGGCACUUCAUGUGAUGAGGAAAAUGACAUUAUUCCUCUUCCAUGUUCUGAACCAAGUCCACAACUAUGGGUAGCAUACAACAGUCUGCAUGAGUCAAAGCUUACACCAGUUGCUUUUGUGUUGAAAACAAUAAGCGAAGUUAGUGCAGGUGUUGAACAUGUUCAGAUAAUGGCAAAAUAUGCAUGCACGAGUCAAGAAUUUGACAUUAUCAAAGGCAAGGCAGUAUACACUCAGUCUCUGCCUUCGGCAUGUGUGAAGUUUGUACAAUCUUUGACUACUGGUCGAUUUAAGUCUUGUAAAGAAAUACCUACUUUGAAAAAAGGAAAGCUUAAUAUAAUGAAACCACGCGAAGCUCUUGUUUGUCAAUCAUGGUUAGAUCAUAGCGAGCUGUCAUCUGAAGACCCAUCUGCUCAGCACACUGUCCUAAAUCUAAGUGGAAUUCGUGAUCUCCAUGCAACAUAUGGUGCCAUGAAGAUGAUCCAUUGCUCUCAAUGUGGAAUGUGUUCACCUGGCUUUGAAGCAGAUGCAGCUAAUUGUAUAAACGUCCCUGAAGCUGGCCAACAGAUUCCAAUGUCAAACUCUUUUCUUCUGCAAGCUUUAAAGCAGUCUCAGGUCUUAGCAGGGUCUAGUGUCACUCUCGACUCAGCAUUUUCGAGUGCUAGAGUUUAUAAUGAUGAAACAGUAACAGGGGUAUGUACAAAUUGUUCAAAAUUUUGUAAAAUUGAUGAUGGAAUUGUAACAUUGCUGCACAAAAAGUCUGCUGGUGAAGAGAGUUCUCAGGGAACCACUGUUGAUAGUCAGCAAUCUAUUGAUGACAAUAUUUCAAAUAUAAACCCUUACGGUCCUGAAAAUCUGAUGGCUCUUGAUGUUUUUCAAGAUGAGGCCUCAUAUCAGCAUGAAAUGUUCAUGGACACUUUAUCUCAGGCUGAAAAACUUGUUCUGUCACCGAUCCAUGCUGUAAUAGUUAUAUUGCGUUCUCGAACUAAUAAUAUCCCAUUCUCCAGAUAUGGAUCAAUAUCUUUUGCGAUAAAAGAACCAGUCAAAACUAAAGCUCUUCCAUGGCACACUUUCCAAAAGUUACCAUUUGUUAUCAUGGUCUCUAAGCAAGAAGAUGGGAGCAUUAAUGAAGCUAAAAUUAAUAUGGCAAAGAUUGUUCAUGCAAAAGAGCUUAUGGAGCGUGAAGUGACUUGUCCUGUAUAUGGUACCAAAAGACCAUUUUACAGGUACUGUGAUAAGGUUCAUACACCUUUUACAGUAGCUGCCAUGGAGAAUCUAGCAAGUCAGCUAUCAGAUACAAGCACAGCUGUUUACCCAAAUGGUUUAAGAAAAAUCAAUGUUGAGCUGAUCCAUGAGCGUGCUUCUAAAAGAUUAACUAUUCAGCUGUUCUCUGAAUGGAUAAACUCUGGUUUUAUUAUCGGAAGUGGCAUAAAAGAUGCGAUUCUAAUUGAAAAUCAAAAAGCCACAUCCAGCUGCCUUAACAUGGAACAAAUUGCAAAUCUAAUAUGGAACGAUCUAGCAAAGUUCAUACUAGAGAGUCAAACUAAUGACAAACUUAACCAUGAUGAAGAUCCAAAUGAAACCAUAAAAAUAACACUCACUGAUGUUGUCUUGUACGGUGUUCAGAGGAAAUGGCUCAAUCCUAGCACAGAUGUUUCAAAUGCAUCACAAAAAAACAUUGAACAGGUAUUAUUACCUGAAGAUGAAUUAAAAAACCUAACCUACCUAUGUUGUGAAGAAGUAGAACUUCUCCUAAGGGAGAGCAGCAAUGAUGAAGGAGAUUCAGGUAGUGUUGCACAGGGUGGAGUUUCUAACUUGUCUGAAAACCCAGAGCAAAUUCUCAAGAAUGGAAUGCAAAACACAGUGUUACAAAGGAUCUCAGCACCAGAUGUGGACCGUCAGAACCCUGUUGCUGAGGAUACACAAGGAUACCUACAAAUGGCUUUCCCGGAUGUCUUCCUCACUGGUGAUGCAUGUCCACACCAAGAACGUCCUCGUAGCAUUAAAAAUAAAUCAGGCAGCUACAAAUUUGCUUACCUGUAUUGGGUAUGCGCACAAAAACGAGCGAUGGUCAAUACUGAGCUUCAAUUUCUAGUUCAUAGCAUGAUUAAACGAGAACAUAGCAAGGGAAAGGCCAAGCUCGCUCUGAAAAGUGAUGCCUUUGAAACAACUGGAAUACCUGUAAAAGAGGAUUUAAUGCAAAAUGCAGAGCUUCGUGACUGGACUGUAUCAAACCUAAUGAUGUUCAAGUCCUCAAUACCGGAUACAGCUCCAUUCUGGAAAAGGUCAAGGGAUGAUGCAAUAGCUGUUCAACGGGAUUGGGAAGAAAGUGUUCCUUGGCGAAAAGACAAAAUGCCAAUGUCAAUUAUGCUGUUCCAGACUCGUGCUCCACCGUAUAACCAUCACCCGGCAAUUCACAACGUCUGUCCAGGUACAGAGACCCUCUCCAUCCAGAGUGACCAAGAAUUUUUGGAAGGUCGGCGAAGAAACGUACUACAGUAUCCAAGCAUCGUAUCGUUUAUGUGCGCAUUGAUGGCAGAGCUGGACACAACGUUUUUAUCUAGAAUCAGAUAUGAUGGUGAUGCCUAUUUUACACGGUUUGAAUGGGGUGCAAAUGCCAAUCCACAUGCUCAUAGGCUGUAUUUUAGUCGUGAAUUCAGUCAGCACAUGGACAGCUUGAAACUAAAUAUACAAAACUGCCUUCAGAGUGCCAAAGACGAAUGUUUAAAUACUGGCCAAGAUCUCAACAAUCCUCUUGUUCAGGACACUAUCCGUACUAGGGUACUCGACUGUUGGGAUCAUGCUAGGAAGGAUUACAUUGAAUAUAUGCGACCAUUCUACACCAACUGGAAUGCAGGUCUACUAGCAGAUGGUAAAAACAAAACAUUUGAUUUCAUCUAUGAAAGGACCUCCGCCAUCUGCAGACUGAACAUGGCAAGUGUGAUAGACAAUGCCCUCACAACCGGUGAUUUUUCAACAUUGGACACAAUAUAUGUGACUGUUGCCAAUGGAACAUGUCGCCACUUAGGUCAUACAGGAAUAAACGAUCAGCCUUCCAAGACAGAUAAAUGUGCAGUGGUUAAGAAAAAGCAAUCAACAUGCAAGGAAACUGGGAAUAAACAGUCCACAGAGGUUAUUACCUGUAAAAGGCGAAAACCGCAACCAAUGAAUAAAGUACCAACCAUUGAGCCUGACAAACACAAUAAGAAAAUUUUUCAACUUCAGUUUGAAUGUAACGACAAAUGGUUUAAUGGUCAUGAUCCUUUUGAGAUUCUGCAUUUUCUUAGCAAUGCUGAUGACAAAGCUGUUGUGCCAGAGUUUCUCAGAAAACCUCCAGUAAUAGAGGUCAGUUGUUGCCAAAAUAAAGAAAAUGGGGUGCAGGACUUAAAUCUUGAGUUCUUUUCAGAUACUGGUGACUCUGCUACAGAAUAUGUAACUAAAUAUGCCUUUAAAGAUGCAAUUCCCACUAAAACAUCUAAUGAAGUGCUCAUCACUGCAAUGGAGAAGUUGCAAGAUGGUGAACCAAUAAAUCAAGGUGCUGUUCAAAAAAUGUACAAUAGCCAUGCAAUUGCUGGCACAACAUCUAUCUUUCAGGCAACUCACCUCAAUCAAAAUAUCCCACAUGUUCUUUCAAAUGUUAACAUCAAAAGUUGCAGUGUAUCUGGUUUGUCUCUGCUGAGAACUGACUAUGAUAAAAAAGAUGGCGAAGAUUACAUUCUCCCACCUCUCAUUAAACAAUUUGAUGGGCGACAUGGCACAACAGCUGUUUUCAUCGAAUGUGGCAAAGAGUCGCCAAAACUGAAGGCAGAGAUACAAUGCAACAUGUGUCUACAUCAGUUUUGUGACUUGUUUGAUGUUAAAGAAAUUAAACCCAAUGAUGGUGCAAGAUUCUUACAAUUUAAAAGAAGAAGUACUGCAAGAAAUGGCAGAUUGAAUGCAUUAAAGCUCAUACCUUGCCAUGGUAUAAGAAUGGCAAAUCCCCGUGGAAAACAAUAUUGGCACUAUUGUAGAACACUCUGCCUUUGGAAGAUUCCUUGCCACAAAACUACUGACUUCUCACCAAUUGCUGAAGAUGCAGAAUCUUUAAAGAAAGCUUGGAUUGAUCUAUUCAAUCAAACAUUUCUUGAUGGUAAUGGACUUCCACCAUGGGCAUACAAAUUUUGGAAACAUCACCAUCUUCCUCGAAACAACAACUCUGAUUCAGAUUCAUCCUCAGACGAAGAUCUCGAAGAAAACCAGCAAGCUUGUGCAGUAGAUGCAACUGAUGACACUAAUCUUAGCAAAAUUAAAAGCAGUGAAUACGAUUCCGCUUCAAAACCGAUAGCACGCCCCGGAAAUGAACAAUUUUAUCAAAACCCAGUUGAUCGUUUGCGGUCUGCCCCGCAGCAGGGCAUAGAUUCCAAGCCAUGUUUCAGUGAUUCUGACAUUUUAGCUAAUCCUGAAGGUGUUGAUUUUAUGAAAAGCUGGCUAGGAGAGAAUGUUAUACCUUCUAUGGCUGAAAUACAUGCUCAUAUUUCAAAUCUCACAAACACGCAAGGAGUUUUGUCAAGUAAUUCAUUUGAAGCAUCUUCAUUAAAUGAUAAACAAAAGAUGGCUCAUGACAUUGUUGUUGAUUAUGUUAAAAUUAGAUUAAAUUGGGAAACAAAUAAACAAGCACCUCCCCCAAACCCCUUGCGUCUCAUUCUAAUGGGCAAUCCAGGUACUGGAAAAAGCUGGACACUAAAAUGCAUCAUAAGCAGUGUAAUAAGCCUCUUACAAUCUAACCCUGAUUCAGAUGCACAGGUAAGCACUUGGACAGACAGAAUCAAACUUGCAGCUCCCACAGGAGCUGCAUCAAGUCAGAUGUACUUCAAGUCAGAGACUUUGCAUCGACUUUUUUGUAUACCUGUCCAUCUAAAUGAAAAAGAUUUGCGUCUGGAAGAAACAUCUGCCACAUAUUCCAGACUUAUGCUCAAUUUUGACCCCAAAAAAUUCUUUCUCCUCAUUGUUGAUGAGUUUUCCAUGCUGUCACGAGAGAUGUUUGCCUUUGUAACUGAACGACUGAUUCAGUGCAACAUUGAUCUCGACAAUAUUGGCAUUGUUCUUAUUGGGGACCCAGCACAGAUUCUUCCGAUUGCAGCUGAACCUCUCUGGAGCGCUCGUUCUUACACGCAUGAAAACAAAAAAUGCAGUUCCCUUUCUAUUAAUGGUUUGAUAAGGUUUAGACAGGUCUUCAAAUUUCCACCGUUACAAACAAUUCCAAACUAUGACAAAUGGCAAUCGUCAACAUCGCCUAAAGAUCGUCUUUUAUCAGAUGAUAUUACUGCUUGUCGGAAAGAUCUGAUGCUGGGCCAAUUUGAUGCUGUGUUUUUGACUGAAGUCAAAAGAACAGAUGUUGAUCCCAUUAGUCAAUGUUUCACUGGAAAAGUGCUUGUCAAUAUGAGGUAUGGUAAAAAAUGCAGGGAAAAAGAAAUGCUUUUCCUUAGAAAAAACUGUGCAACAGAACGUGAUAUGAAGAUGGACGGGAAGUGGAACAGUGCACAUAUCAUCCAUGGGUAUCAUUUUCAUUCAAAAAACCAUGAAAAUAGGUCAACUGUUGAGUCUGAAAACGCAAAAGCUCUUCUCAGACAUCACAAAAUAACAGGAAAUCCGAUAAUGCGAAUAGACUCAAUACAUCGUCCAGCAGCAAAAGAAAACAAGCUGAGAGCAAUGUCUGCAAAAGAAUUUGAAGGUGCCCCACCCAGCUGGCACGCAUGCAGGGGAAUGAGAGUCAUGCUCUUACGUAACAUUGCUCCAAGUAUAGGUCUCUACAAUGGAUCAUUACAUACUUUGGUGGGACCAAUAUAUAACAGGGACAGCAUUGUUGCUUCUUUAACUAGUGCAGAUUUGAAAACAGGAGAAUUACAGGACUGCAUUACUACAAAACCAAUCGAUACAUGUGGAAAAGUACAGCAGAUUCCCCCAAAGAGUGUAUUGCUUUCUGUUGAUGAUGUUCCUUAUUGUAAGGAUACUGUUGAUGAGUUUCCUUCAGGCGUACACAUGACCUGUAAGUUUCAGGGUCCUAGUAACCCACCAGAAAUGCCUGAUUUUAUGGUAAUACAAGCUUCCAAUUACUCGGGCCCAAAUAUUUUAAGAUUACCAGGAUGCGAAAAUUAUGUCCCAAUUCCUCCUGUUGAAAGUUACAAACAAAAAGCUGGGAAGACAAAGUCAAACAUACCCAUGAUUAGAAUCGCCUUGCCACUCGAAGGAGGAGAUGCAGCAACAAGUUUUAAAGGACAAGGAGCUAAUUUCCCAUUGGCUGAAGUUGAUCUGGAUGGCUGGUUUCAUGUGCCUGGCAUAUUCCUGGUUGCCAUUUCUAGGGUUAGAAGUCCCGCCCAUCUUCAUAUACGUACUUUUCCAAAUUACAUGGACCUUAAAGUACAAAGGCUUAAGGAAAAUGUUCUUGAUGCACAAGCAUUUGAAGAAGCCGUAAAAGUUAAGUCUGAACGCAUGUACCGACAUAAAAACUGUGGCGACCUAUUUUGGACUACUCAUUAUAAUGAUUUGGCAGACAGUAUCAUAGAUAAAGCUUUUGCAAAAAGGUUAAGUAUCAAAAAGGACAAAGAGGAACUGAUUCGCAUCGUGCAACUUAUGUUUAUAGACACCGAUACAAAUGUUAUUAUGAGAGUGCUUGAAAAGUUGAUCGAAACCCAGGAAUAUCUGGUAGCUGAAGCAGCACCACACAUAAGUCAAGAGGAUUAUGAAACCUUGACUAAUUACCAAAAGAACAAAUCUGUUAAACCAAAGGUUUUAAAAAGACAAUUUGACGAUAAGUUAUCUCUAGGAGGCCCAUCAUGUGACAUUAAGAAAAGGAAAUUACCAACCCCAAAACAAAAAUUGUCACCUCUUGAUCCCAUACCUAAUGAAAAUUUGCUGUCCCUAAAAACUCGACCUGAUAUUUCCAGACAAACAUUUAAAGGUUUGCAAAACAGUGGAAAUAAUGUGUGCUUUUUGAAUGCCCCAAUUAUAGCUCUUUGCCAUACCAGAAGUUUUGAUGCCUUCUUAAGGGAGUGUCAAUACUUGCACCAGCAAUGCUCUGGUUACCACCUUCAAAAUGAGAUUUGUCCUCUUUGUGCACUGAAUGAGGUUGUAAAUCGUGCCUAUUGGCAUCACAAUUUACCCCUAAGGGAUCUCCCUAAAAUGCCAAUUAUAAAACUAACAGAGUCCCUGCUCCCUGGUUGGCGCCUAGGAAUAGAACACGAUGCGGAUGAGUUCCUUGUUAAACUUUUUGACCGUCUUGAUCAAACAUACGAUUGCCAAAUUCACAAGGGAACUGUCAAAACUACAAAAACAUGUCAAAGUUGCAGUUCCUCAAAAAUCAAAGAACAAUUCCGAUCCCAAAGAAUCUUAAUCAAUCUUGUAGAUAUAGAAGAAGCACAAAUACGUAUACAAGAGGGCAUUAACAAAUGGCUAAUGGAACAGAAAUUGCUUAAUUGUGAACAUUGUGGUGAAAAGUUACAUGAGGUCAAACGUGAAUUGGUCAGACCGCCCAGUCUCCUGAUAAUAAAUAUUCAUCGUAGUGCACAAAAGAGAAUCUCUCUUGAUAAUAACAUUUUUAUUAACAACGAGACCUAUGAGUUCAAAGCGUCUGUCAAUCAUCACCACCAACACUACACUACUGUUGGGUGUGUUGAUAAUAAUCACUAUAUUUUUUACAGUGAUGAGCGUGUUCAAUUGUGCCACGGAAAUUUAGAGGAAACAGAACAACAAAAUUUUUCCAUAAAUACAGUGAGAACACCACUUGAAGAAUGUGCCAUUGUUUUAAUCUAUGAACGACAAUUGCAUUUAUAACUUAAAAUUACAUCUGGGAAAUAAAUACCAUGUCUCUAAUGGAACAAAUUAUAUUCAGAAAACAUGAGUACAUGCAUGUAUGUAGGCACCUAACAUACAACUGCUAGGCACAUAUAAUCAAUUUUGUUUACAUAAAUCUGAUAUUACAGACAAAAUCAUGUUCACCAUCAUAUCAGAGAUUUACGUAUUAAAUGCAAAGAGAGCCUGCGACGCAAUGGAUGAAUCAUCUUCGUCAAAUCUAUUUAACAUAUAAACAAAAAACAAAACAUCUACAAACACGUCAAACAAAUAUAAUCCCAAUAAAAAGGUUGUCGGAAUAAACAUAGAAAAUUUGUAUCAAAAUAUAAAUAAUAACCUGUAUCUUGUCAGCCCACUCUGACCCAUCAACAAUAGCCACGAGAGGUGUCGCUGAGCAGGGCAUAGAUGACAGGUCCCUCGACGCAGCGUCAUCGGCUUCUUGUCUAUUCGCCCUGCUCUGGCUGCAUCUGUUGAAAGGCACAUAAAAUCGACAAUUUUUACAUAAAUCUGAAAUUACCAUCGUCAAAUCUAUUUAACAAAUAAACAAAAAACAAAAUAUCUACAAACAUGUCAAGCAUAAAAAAUAUAAUCCCAAUAAAAAGGUUGUCGGAAUAAACAUAGGAAAUUUGUAUCAAAACAUAAAUAGACUACUAAUAACCUGUAUCUUGUCGGCCCACUCCGACCCAUGAUUUCAAUCUUACUUUACUCUCAAUAUAUGCUGGAUAACGGAAAAGCAUCUUCAUGGGAUUGAAGGGUGAUGAGUUACAUGAAAGUUUAUGUUGUGUGUUAUGUAAAUAUAUACAUGUUUCAUUGGGUUUUUGUGCAUGUAAAUACUGUAAAAUUAAUGUUGUUUGUUAUGUAAAUAUACAUGAUGUUUAAAGGUUUGUGUUAGCAUUGGAUAUUAAUUAUUAAUAUAUUAUUGCAUGUAAAAUUGUAAAUACUGUUAGAUUAAUGUUGUUGUGUUUUGUAAAUAUAAUGUUCUCUAGUAAUUAGUUUUUAUGCUCUCCGAAAUAAAAUUUCGGCGGAGCAUAUAGUUGCCAGUUUGUCCUUCCUUCUGUCACACUUUUGUUACAUUUUCUCAUAGCACCUUUAAAACUUAACCAAUCUCUUUCUUAUAUUUCCAAUAUUUCUAUGAAAGUUAAUAACAAAUAAUUGUUUUCAUCAUCAGUAUAUGUUAAUCUGGCGAAACAUGAAUACAUUUAUUUAUUUUUUAUUAUUAAUACUUGUAAAACAAAUCUUUAUUAUGUUCAACUUCUUUAUUAAAUUCAUGUACAUGUAUGUAUGAAUAUAACACUGUAUUAUGUGAAUUUGGAAUAAGACAUCAAACUGCGAAUGGACAUCAUUUUGGUGAUUUUCUCAAACAAAACUAUUCAUUUCAUGAUCUACAUAUAUUUUGUAAUACAUUAUCUAUAAUUUAAGCUUAAUAAGCAAUUUUCCAUGACUUUCAUUAACAGUGAUUGAAUUUGUAUCAUUUAAAGUGUAUUUUGAAACCGUGUGCAUGCGCGGCAUGGACACAGUAUCAUUUCAUGAGUUUCUUUUUUUUUAUUAAUAAGAAAUCCAGUUUUGAAGUAUAAUCAAUUUUAAUGAUGCUAUUAUAUAUGCAAGUAUAUGUUUUAAGUAUAAUUUGUAAAACUAAAAAAAUGCAACAUAUAAAACUGCAUAUUAUGCACUUUUGAUAAAACACAAUUUAUUCCCAAAUUGAUGUCUUAUUCCCAAUUCACAUAAUACAGUGUUAGAUGAUCUUUACGCGAUCAAUAUGAUGUUUAAAUAUUCUUAUUUGUUCUCACAUUGACUUAAUGCUUUGUAUAACUAUUUUGUAAAUGACAAAAAAACUGUAAAGUUUACGUCAAUAAAACAAUCUGUGUGUCUGUCUUAUUUGGCAUGUAAAUACCUUGCAUGGACCUCUACCUUAUGAUGAGGUUUGAGGUCAAUGGGGUCAAUGUCACUGAGGCUAAUAAUAGAUUCUAAUGUCUCACUUUUUUUACAGUUUGUCAUAGCACCUUCAAUAACUAACCGAUCUCCUUCAUAUUUGGCACGUAUGUACCUUGCAUGGACCUCUACCUUUGAUUAGGUUUGAAGUUACUGGGGUCAAGGUCACUGAGGCUUAUAAUAGAUUUUUCUGUCACUCUUUUGUUACAGUUUCUUAACAGAUCUCUUUCAUAUUUGGCAUGAAGGUACAUUGCAUGGACCUCUACCUUAUGAAUAGGUUUGAGGUCAUUGGGGUUAAGGUCAUUGAGGCUAAUAAUAGAUUCUUCUGUCACACGUUUGUAACAGUUUCUCAUAGCACCUUCAAUUCUUUACUGAUCUCUUUCAUAUUUGGCAUGUAGGUACCUUGCAUGGACCUCUACCUUUUGAUGAGGUCACUAGGGUCAAGGUCACCAAGGCUUAUAAUAGUUUUUUUAGGUGGUUUUUAACACAUAGAUUGACAAAGCCCGUCAUCGGGGAGCAUCCAUCAGUUUCACUGAUAUUCUUGUUUUUAAGGCUUUUGUCAGUUGAUAUUCUUAAUUUUAAGUAAAAUAGCAUUUGCAAGCAAUAUCAGAAAUGGAAUAAUUCUUUGACCGUGAAAUAAAAUUGUAUAACUGAGCAAUUGUUAAAUUGCUAAUAACAUUUACAGGGUGCAGCAUCAACGGGGUUCAAAAUAAUGUUGUGGUUACGGUUCCCCAACGGGGCCUAUUAUUUUGCUGCGACCCUACAUCAUUAUAUUCAAAAUUAAAAGCCAAAAUAAAAAAAAUCGCGAUAAAAUUUAAACUGUACUGGAGGAACGUUUUUUAGCCACAUCAACGUUUUUAACGGAGUGCGAUUUUUAUGCACGCACCGUUAGCAUCAUCGGCGAGGCACUUUAUGUAUUAAAUGCAUAGAGCGUCUGUGUUGCAAUGGAGAAAUCAUCUUUUUUGUCAAUGUUAUUUAAUGUUUUACGUAAAUAGUAGUGCUGUGCCUCCGAACACAAGUGACACUCGGAUUUUUUGUAGUGCUGUGCCUCCGAACACACGUGACACUCGGAUUUUUUUAAAGUGCUGUGCCUCCGAACACAUGUGACACUCGGAUUUUUUUUAAAGUGCUGUGCGUCCGAACACAUGUGACACUCGAAUUUUUUUUUAAGUGCUGUGCCUCCGAACACAAGUGACACUCGGAUUUUUAAACUACAAAUGGGAGAAAAAGCCCGAUAAGGUGAUAUAAGCCGAGCCUAGGAACAUUGAAUCGGAUGGCGCCUGUUGAUACCCCUGCCACUGAGCAGCUAAUACGAGUUAUAACUAUAAUUAAAUGCAUCGAUUUGAUUACCAUGCCAAUCCUACUAAAUUUGAUUUAAUUCUUUAAUAUAUAGCCAUAGAUAGUAGAGUGCCCUGUACUCUGACUAUUUGAUACAGAAAGGUCAAUGUUUUAUCUUUACCUGAAAUAACAACGCGCGAUUUGGUUAAUUAUUACUUUGGUCAUCCAAUCAAUAAGCGGGUAACAGUCUACUUUCGGACAAAGAGUAAAAAUGGCUGAAAAAGUUGUGGCCGAAAAAUUGUAAUAAUCAGAUGCGCCUAUGAAGCUAAAAUAAAAAGUGUGACAGUAUUUUGGGUUUCGGGAUGGUAGCCCUCCCUAUAAAAUUACAUGUAAACUUUGCUUCACGGACCUGAUUUACUCUAUUUUUAGCUUACCUGUAACAAAGUUACAUGGUGAGCUCACAGUACAGGCAAUAUGUACUUUGACAAAAACGCGUGUCCACGGUGUUCAAUUGUCCCAAUGGGUGACAUUUUGGGGGGGGGGGGCGGACACACUACUGACCGCGGUGUUCAGCGAACACCUGAAAUUGCCGCGAUUGCACGCUAUCGUAAACGGGAACACCCGUGAUCACCGCGAUGCUGCGCAGCCACCGUAAACACCUGUCUGUGAGAGUCAUUCACACGUUUUAAAUGUACAUGUACAAAAUAAAAUCAUAUACUUUAUGUACAUGUUGAUAUUAUGUGCACAUUUUUUAUGUGUACUUAAACUCGGGCAGUACGUUAAGUCGGAAACUGAAACUAAGCGUUUAGAUAAUCAAUACUAUUAACUUUUAUGGUGUUAAUCAAUGCAAUUGCCCUUUUUGUUUUCACAAAAUCGGGUUUCAUUUUUCCCGAUUUCCAGAAAAUGACUUGUACAUGUUGCAUGAAAUCUAAAUAUAGCGUGUUACAGCGUGUUUGAUUUUUAUUUUAAUCAGAUGAAAUGUCAAUUCCAAAUAAUUCGCAAGCUACCCCGGUUCUUAGGAAGAAAUUCACUACGAAACUUUAAAUCGAAAUUAAAAGAUCCCAAUGUUGUCUGCGCUACAAAGAUUUUGUGUCAAAAAUAAAUACACCCAUGCCAAUUUUUGCGCGCUUUUUAUGGUUCAGAACAAAGAAAAUGAAAAUAUCAUGGGCAUAUAUACAUGUAUUUAUUUGUGGCUACAAUUUGUAACAGAACAUGAACUCUACACAACGCGCACACUAGGCGUCAGGUGAUUUACGAAUGUUGCAAUACACCUGUUCUGAUUGGGCGCUUAUUACAUCAAAUCUUUAAAUAGAAACAUGCAGAAAUUCAUUUGAUAGUUUAGAGAUAUGGCGAAUGUUGUGAUUUUUGCGUUUCUAUCACACUUUUAUCUGUUUAAGCGAACACCGUAAAAUGAACACCGCAACGAGUGGCGUUUGUCAAAGUACACGUUGCCUGUACUGUAUGUGAUUGUUUGUUGUCUGGCGUCCAUGCGUGCGUCUCUCAACAGUUUGUGUGAACAGUAGAGGUCACAGUUUCAAUCCAGUCUUUAUAAAAUUUGGUCAAAAUGUUUAUCUUGAUGAAAUCUGGAUUGGGAUUGUUUUAGGGUUGUCUGGUAAAAAACUAGGUCACUAGGUCAAAAACUAGGUAACUAGGUCAAAUAAUAGAACAACCUUGUGUAAACAAUAGAGGUCACAGACAGACAAACAGACAGACAGACAGACAGACUUUUUUAUUCAAGACUUGCACAUUGUACAUCGUCUAAACACAUAUAUUUACAACUAAUAUGUCAACAUGUUUUCAUCAAAUAUGUAUGAAAUUAAGUCAGAAUGUUAUCUUGAUGAAAUCUGGGUUGGAUUGUAUUUGGGUCAUUUGGGGUCAAAAACUAGGUCACUAGGUCAAAUAAUAGAAAAACGUUGUGUAGGCAAUAGAGGUCACAGUUUUCAUAUAUAAUUCGAUGAGAAUGUUUAUUUUGAUGAAAUCUGGGUUGGGAUUGUAUUUGGGUCAUCUGGGGUCAAAAACUAGGUCACUAGGUCAAAUGAUAGAAAAACCUUGUGUAGACAAUACAGGUCACAGUUUUCAUCCAAUCUUUAUGAAAUUUAACCGGAAUGUUUAUCUUGAUGAUAUCUGGAUUGGUGGUUUAUUUAGUUCAAAUAGGGUUAAAAACUAGGUCAAAUCAACAACGACGGGUAAGACACCCCCGAACUCAGAGUUUCGGUUCGAGGGUGGGGAGGUGCUGAUGUGUCACUCCUUAA
Dreissena polymorpha is the source of this 14623-nucleotide messenger RNA. RefSeq lists its product as uncharacterized. Gene Ontology annotation, biological process: protein deubiquitination. The record is from RefSeq and is a predicted model, not a curated record. Lineage: Eukaryota; Metazoa; Mollusca; Bivalvia; Myida; Dreissenidae. Gene Ontology annotation, molecular function: cysteine-type deubiquitinase activity. The transcript is spliced from 4 exons. Bases 210 to 9146 code for a protein of 2978 amino acids.